CUCCUCGUCGCCACGCGCGAUGUCCUACGCGCCGGAUGAGAGCCCGGCCGCGCUCUAUGCUGAGGGCUCCUGGCUCCAGGGCGCUCUCGUCACCUCCUACCUCUAUGGGAUUGUCUUUAUCCUCUACAUCAUGUGCAUCUCCUCCCUCUUCUCUCGUCUGUACCAGGGUGGUUCCUAUAGCCACGGGCGCCAAUACCACAAGACCAUUUUCUUCAUUGUCUACGUCACCCUUAUCUUUGUCAUUGGGACGGUUUACGUCGCUUUCAAUAACUACAUCACUCAGGAGGGCUUCAUCAAUCAACGGAAUUAUCCCGGAGGACCUAGCGCGUUCGAAGAGAACACGAGUAGCGUACCACUAAACGCUGCUUUUACACUGUCAGAUUGGCUGGCGGAUGUGCUCAUGAUCUGGCGUUGCAUCGUCGUAUAUCGCGACUCGCGCUUUUAUUGGGCUGUUGCCGGAUUCAUUAGCCUCCUCUUCAUCGCCUGUGUAGGACUCGGUAUUGCAUGGCUCGCGUCCAUCUCCCAGAACACACAAUGGAUGGUUGGAAGCUUCUUACUCGCUUACCUCGUCCUCUCCCUCGCCGUCACCAUUAUUCUUUCCCUGCUCAUUACUCUCCGCAUUUUAUACCAUCGUCAACGCAUCACGCACGCCCUCGGCAAGGGGCACACAUCCCUGUACACAAGCAUAGUGGGCAUGGUCAUCGAAAGUGCGGCGGUGUACUCCGUGUGCUCCGUCGCGUAUCUUGUCAGCUUCCUCGCGGACCAUCCCUCCGAAUAUGCAUUGCUCCAAAUUCUUGGCGAAGCACAGUGCAUCGCCCCACUCCUUAUUAUCUACCGCGUCACACAAGGGAAGGUCUACACCGCGCACAGCGCCUCGGGCACCGUGCACUCGCCGUCGAUCUCGCACCUCGAGCGGCGUAGCGGCGUGACGCGCGCCUCGACGCGCGGGAGCCGCCACCUCAGCGUUCCCUACCCGCCCUCGCUCUCGCGCGCCGCGUCGCAGCAUUUCGUCGGCCAUAGCAAGGCCUCCGAGGGGCGGCUCGCGGGCAUCCCGGACGACGACGGAGACCUCGGGCUGCCGCACGAGCUUGCGCCGUACCAGGCGUACAGCCGGACCAAUAGCCAUAGCCACAGUUACGGCGACGUGGAGGGUGGGGUGGGGAUGCCGCUGCGCAAUCUGCAGAUCGCGGUGC
Molecule: messenger RNA, 1193 nt
Organism: Coniophora puteana RWD-64-598 SS2
Lineage: Eukaryota; Fungi; Basidiomycota; Agaricomycetes; Boletales; Coniophoraceae
Exons: 3
Source: RefSeq, a predicted model, not a curated record